GCCGAGAAAGAGACCUAUAAUAUUGAAAAAUUGAGAAAAGAUUUUUCAGCCAUUUGUUAAUAUUAGAAGUUUAACUGAACUAACCUACAAGAUGGACAAAACUAAUCAGUCUUUAAAAGAAAUGGGUAUCAUAGAUCCUAAGAAUCGAAUCAAAGCUCUUACAGAUCAUGCUUCGAGAGUAGUAAUUGAUCCGAAUAUUGCGCCUAAAAGAUAUUAUCGUACAGGAGUGGAAAUGGUCAGAUUAGCAGACAUGAAUAUGCAAGAUGGCAGUUAUGAAAAUGCUUUUACAUUAUAUAUGAAAUUUAUAACACUUUUUGUGGAUAAAAUAAGGGGCCAUCCGCAAUAUAAUAGCGUAUCAGCCAAGGAUAAAGCAAUGAAUAAAGAUGCUCUACGAAUAGUCAUUCCUAAAGCUGAAAAACUGAAGAAACAGUUAUUAGAGCAAUAUCAAGCAGAGUUCGAUAAGUAUUUAGAGGAUUUGAAAGAAAGAGAAAGGAUUGAAAGAGAGCGUUUGAGACAAGAAGAACUUCAAAGGCAAAAAGAAGAGGAAAAUAAGAGGAACAAAAUGGCUGCUCUAGCUGCUGUUAAAGCGGCUAAAACUGCUAUUACUGUACCAAUGGAGACAAAAUAUUUGCCUUCCAUUGCAUCAAAAACUGUGAUAAAUCUUGCAAACGAUGAUAAAGCAUUAAAGAUCUCCAAAGAAAUAAAAACACCGACAGUGGAUCGUUCUACAAAACCUUCGUUAUUGACGAGCAACGGAUUAUCAUUGCGCGACAUUAUUCUGCCGACCAAAUUAAUGCACAACUUUCUGACGCUUGCUUUCAACAACACAACAAGCAAUAAAGAAACAUGUGGUAUUCUGGCUGGGCGAUUGGAGCGAAAUAAAUUGAUGGUAACACAUUUAUUGAUACCAGAACAAACUGGAACUCCAGAUUCUUGUACUACACAUAACGAAGAAGAUAUCUUCGAUUAUCAAGAUCAGCAUAAUCUUAUCACUCUCGGUUGGAUUCAUACCCAUCCUACGCAGACUGCAUUUUUAUCAAGCGUAGAUCUUCACACGCACUGUGCUUAUCAGUUGAUGAUGGCAGAAGCUAUAGCGAUAGUUUGUGCACCGAAAUAUGAUGAAACAGGGUUCUUUAUCUUAACACCCGAUUAUGGCUUGGAUUUUAUCGCAAAUUGCAGAGAAACAGGAUUUCAUCCACAUCCUACUGAACCACCACUAUAUACAAAAGCAAGACACUACAAAUUGGAUGUAAUGGCACUCCAAGUCGUGGAUUUACGAAGAAAAUGAUAUAUCUCAGACACAAGAUAAUUAUAUGUUUUACUGAAAAAUAUUUUUAAUUAAUUUCUUUUGGAAAAUAGCAAUUUAUAAUAAAAAUCGCGAAUCUCUUAUUACGCAAUUAGUACAUAAUUACACAAUAUUGAAAAUCUAUGACCAGUGAACAAUUAAUUUAAUCAAUGAAAAUAAUAUGAAAUGUAUUAAUAUUUUUAAAAAUGCGUUAUAUUCAACGUUUACAACGUUUAGGAUUUAAUAUAUGAUUAGCAAACAGACAGAAGAUACAUAAGAAAAAUCAUUACAAAU
Messenger RNA from Acromyrmex echinatior (Panamanian leafcutter ant), 1579 nucleotides. RefSeq names its product STAM-binding protein-like A. NCBI's taxonomy places the organism in Eukaryota, Metazoa, Arthropoda, Insecta, Hymenoptera, Formicidae. Gene Ontology annotation, biological process: protein K63-linked deubiquitination. Gene Ontology annotation, cellular component: membrane; endosome. Gene Ontology annotation, molecular function: metal-dependent deubiquitinase activity; protein binding; K63-linked deubiquitinase activity. The record is from RefSeq and is a predicted model, not a curated record.